AACCUAUACGGCAAAUUUUUCUCCAAAAUUGUCUCAUCGAAUGUCAACGAACGUCAUCGUGGCUCGAUAUAGGUUUACUAUGUUUGCAAGCAAAUUAUCUUUGUCAAUCUCACAAUCAGUUAAAAGUAAUUUGACAAAUAUUCGGCAAAUGAGUGCUGCAAUUAAUACCGACUGCGUAAAAUCUCUAUUCUACAAAGAAUACGGCGAACCUGUUGAGGUUCUUCAAGUAACGACGCAAACGAUAGAACAACCAGCGGGCGAUCAAGUAUCUGUAAAAUGGUUACUAUCCCCGGUGAAUCCAGCCGAUAUAAAUACGAUACAAGGAAAAUAUCCUAGCAGGCCUCCUCUACCAGCGGUACCGGGAAAUGAAGGAGUUGGAGAAAUAGUUGCGGUUGGCUCUAAUGUUCAAGAUUUGCAUGUUGGAGACAGGGUGGUGCCAAAUGGUCCUAAUUUUGGAAUAUGGAGAACGCAAGCCAAUUACAAUUUCAAGGAUGUUAUGAAAAUACCAAACGAUGUUGAUCUAGUCAUAGCCAGUAUGAUGAACGUGAAUCCAUGUACAGCUUAUAGAAUGUUGAAGGAUUUUGUUUCAUUAAAGCCUGGAGACACUGUGAUACAAAAUGGUGGCAAUUCCGCGGUUGGUCAGCUGGUCAUUCAGUUAUGCAAAAUAUGGAGUUAUAAGUCUGUCAGUGUUAUUAGAGAUAGGCCAAACAUACAGGAAUUAAAGAAUCAAUUGGCAACCUUAGGAGCGGAUCAAGUAUUAACCGAAGAGGAGGUCCGAAAUACACAAUUGUUCAAAAAUAAGAAAUUACUUGCACCGAAGUUAGCUCUUAACUGCAUCGGAGGGCAGAAUGCGCACGAAGUAAUGAGACAUCUUGCUCAUGGUGGUACAAUGGUGACUUACGGCGGGAUGUCCAGAGAACCACUAACUGUACCAAUAUCCGCACUUAUCUUUAAGGAUAUAUCGUUAAAAGGAUUUUGGAUGACAGCUUGGACGAAAACAAAUAUGGAAUCUCAGGAGAGAGUGGAUAUGUUUAAAAAUUUAGCAGGUUUCUUUAGGGAUAAGAAAUUGCAACCGCCGCCAUAUAAACUGGUGCCUUUCGGCGAAUAUCAAGAAGCUAUUGCUAAGGCGCUCAGUUUCAACGGCCGGACGGGCGUCAAGUAUAUUUUAGAUUUAACGAAAUCUUAAAAAAGUUUUUAUAUAUUUUUGCGUGCAGAGAAUCUAUUUUCUACUUUUCCGUAAUUACAGUCAGUGCAUUUGUGUAAUAGCCUGUAAAGUUACCAUCUUAGGAUUUUGCAAUAUAUACGUACUGUUUUUCUUAUGCUUUGGAUAAGAUCGAAGCAAACUGAAAUAUGUUUUGUAAAAUAGGAGAAUAAUGUUUUUCACAUGGGAACGUAUUUAUUUCU
This is a messenger RNA of Temnothorax curvispinosus, 1404 nucleotides long. Its product is annotated as enoyl-[acyl-carrier-protein] reductase, mitochondrial-like. The coding region runs from base 41 to 1186 and encodes 381 amino acids. Gene Ontology annotation, molecular function: trans-2-enoyl-CoA reductase (NADPH) activity. NCBI's taxonomy places the organism in Eukaryota, Metazoa, Arthropoda, Insecta, Hymenoptera, Formicidae. Gene Ontology annotation, biological process: fatty acid metabolic process. The transcript is spliced from 5 exons. The record is from RefSeq and is a predicted model, not a curated record. Gene Ontology annotation, cellular component: mitochondrion.